AUGAACGUGAUCAUCCGACGCGGCACCGCUCUGCCCAUCAAAGUCAGCAGCAACUUCACAACUAGCACGGACAACCAGACCGCCGUCACCAUACAGGUGUUUGAAGGGGAGAGGGCAUGGGCCAAGGACAACAACUUCUUAGGGCAGGUCGAGUUAUCGGGAAUUGACCCAGCUCCUAAAGGAAUCCCCCAAAUCACAGUGAACUUCCAAGUGGACUACAACGGAAUUCUCUACGUUACUGCCCAAGACAAGAACUCGGCCAAGGGGAAUCUCACAGUGCUCACAAAUAAAGGCCGACCCACUGCAGAUGACAUCCACCGAAUGAUCUUAGAGAUCGACGUGUUCAAGAUGGUCGAGGAAAAACAACGCCAGCGAUUGCUUCUGAUGAAUAAACUGGAGACUUACAUCUUUGAUGUCAAGCGGUUUAUAGAGAUCCAUGACGACCAGGUCAGGGUGGAGGACAGAACCAGGGCCAAGAAGGCAUGCGAAAAGGUCCUCAUCUGGCUGGAAUCAAACCGCCACGCCCCGAAAGAAGAUUUCCAACAGAAGCUUGUCAGUCUCAAGGCUAUCUGCUCACCGGUCAUAUCGCAACUGAUUGGCUGCUCUAGCUCUAGUUGA
Molecule: messenger RNA, 618 nt
Organism: Candidula unifasciata
Lineage: Eukaryota; Metazoa; Mollusca; Gastropoda; Stylommatophora; Geomitridae
Source: the annotation of a GenBank genome assembly